This is a messenger RNA of Dermatophagoides farinae (American house dust mite), 2654 nucleotides long. RefSeq lists its product as uncharacterized. Gene Ontology annotation, molecular function: guanyl-nucleotide exchange factor activity. Gene Ontology annotation, cellular component: cytoplasm. NCBI's taxonomy places the organism in Eukaryota, Metazoa, Arthropoda, Arachnida, Sarcoptiformes, Pyroglyphidae. The record is from RefSeq and is a predicted model, not a curated record.
AAUAGUCGAUGAAGUCAGAACAGAGCAUGAAAAUGCUCCAUCAGAACCAGUUUCAGCGUCAUCAAAAAGUAAAAAAUCGGUAAAAAAUUGGCUAAAUCAAUGGAUCAGGCUGCAAUCGAAAUACCGGAACCAAUAAUUUUGUCCCCAACACCGCAACCUAAACCAGUCGUAACUGAUAAAUCCGCCGGAACAGCUAAAGGAAAAUCUACACGUUCCAGACGAGCAGCUGACACUGUUGUUGUGGAUGAUGAUGUAAUAAAAACUGAACCAGAAGUUUCGGUAGUAGCAAAUGAAGAUGAACCUGAUAAUAAACAACAACCAUUGGAACCAAAACAAGAAGUAGAAAUCGAGAAAGACGGCCAUGAUCAAUCUGAAUCCGAACAACAAAAACCAACUAAUGAUUUGAAAAUUACAGAAGUUGUUGAUAAAGCAAAUGAAAUUGUCGAAGUAAUCGAAUCGGAAACAUCCAUUUCACAAUCAUCAUCAUCAACAACAGCAGAAGCAACAAAAGAAGAUGGAAGGAGUGUAACAGAUGAUAAUGAUAAUGAUAUUAAAACAUGUACAGAAUCAUUGGAAUCAGAAAUGAAGAAAAAAUCACAUGAUAUACCAAAAAAACAAGUAUCAUUCGAAAUAGUCGAUAUGGAUGAUAAUGAAGAGAUAACAUCCGAUACACCGGUAGUAAAUAUUGAUGAUGAAAAAAUGAUCGUAGACUAUGAUUCACAUUCGAUGCCAUCAUCAGUCGAAUCAAAAGAUAAACAACAAGAUUCAGAUUUGGAUUCAACAAUUAUUGUCAUCGAAGAGGUUCAAUCUGAUGAUAGUUUACAACAUCAAUCCACGAUUUCAGAAUCUAUCACAAAACAAGAAACCGAAAUAAAACCACCAUCAUCUUCAUCAUCAGUAGUCAAAGAAACUGAACCAGAAAUGGAGAUUAAAGAAUCCAAAUCAUCCACCGUCAUUACGAAUGAUGUUCAAACGAAAAUCGAUGUCGAUAUAAAACCAUCAAUUUCGGUUGUGGAUGAUGAUGCACCUGCUGUUAAAAAAGUAGCUGAUGUAAUCAAUUCAAAUGGUCAAUCCUCAAUCACCAUUGAACAUGAUGAUGAUCGCGGUUUAAAACGUAAAGUUGAUAAUACUUUUAACAUUUCGGAAGAAAAAAUUCCAAUGAAAAAAGCAAAAUUUGAAUUGCAAAACUUUGGUAAUCUAUUCACCAUGGGUGAUCAAAUAUCCAAAGAAUUAGGGCCACGUGAAAUACAUUUUCGUGGUCGUAAAACAUUACGAUCACAGCCGGCAAAAGUUCGUACCGGUUCAUUUAAAAUCAAACAGGUGGCAAUGGGUGCCCUACAUACGUUAGCAUUGACCGUGGAUGGCCAAGUUUUAUCAUUUGGUUGUAAUGAUGAUUAUGUGCUUGGUCGAAUAAUUACUCGUGAAGAAUAUCUGAAUGAUAAGAUCACCACCAAUGGUGGUGAUAAUGAUGAUAUGGAUGAAUUAGAUGUGGAUGAUGAUGAAUUUGAGGAAAAACUUUCCGGCCGUCCAUUACCGGUAAAAGAAUUACAAUCAAAAAAAGUGGUAAAAGUAUCGGCUGGUGAUAUGCAUUCGGCAGCAUUAUGUGAUGAUGGUAAAGUGUAUGUUUGGGGAAAUUUUAAAAAUGAUUCCGAUAAAGUUGGCCUAUUUGUUGAUUGUGAAAAAUCACCAAAUUGUUCAGAUUAUUUACCUGUUAUAUUACCGAAACCAAUCGAACUUGAUGUGAAAAUUGUUGAUAUUGCAUCCGGAUGUCAUCAUAUCCUACUGUUAACGGAUGAAGGACGUGUAUUAACAUUUGGUGAAGGUUCGAAAGGACAAUUAGGACGUAUUGGAUCGACCGAGCUUAAUUCAAUCAAUACAAAUCGUGAUCAAUUUUUACGGCCCGCAAUGGUAUCGAUACCUGAACAGGCACGAAUUGAUCAUGUUUUUGCAUCACAAUGGAAUUCAUUUGCCUUAUCCUCAGAUGGCAAUCUUUAUGGUUGGGGCCUUAAUAAUUAUUUUCAACUUGGAUUGAAAAAUAAUUUCAUAUCACAAGCGAAUAGUUUGAAUUCCGAUUCAUUAUUCACAUUGAUACCGACACGUAUACCGUUAUCUUUUCAUUGUAAACAAAUAUCUAAUGGCCAACAACAUUCAUUAGCAUUGGAUCGUGAUGGUAAUGUUUAUGCUUGUGGUUCGGCAUUAUAUGGCAAAUUAGGCCUUGGCGAAGAUUUUAUUCAACAAUGUAAUAGUAAUGAUAAAAGUAUUAGUGAUUUUAAACAAAUUCCAUCCUCCAUAUUCAAUGGUGAACGUGUUAUCAAAAUUGAUUGUGGUGAUUUUUGUUCGAUGGCCAUUACAGAAAUGGGUAGAUUAUAUUGUUGGGGACAAGGUGGCUUACAGAUUGGUACCGAUGCUGAUGUUGAUCUAUUUGAACCGAAACAGAUAACGAAAGGUCCGUAUGCUGAAUGUACACGUUUCAUAUCGAUUUCCACUGGUGCACAAAUGGCUGCAAUGAUUGGUACGAUUAUCAUUGAUGAUAAUGUUAAUGAAGAUGAUGAUUCACUAAUGGAAUCAAAAUAAUAAUUCAUUGUGAUUCUGAUUCUAUUAUUUUAUCAUUCUGAUGAUUAUCACACAUCUAAUAUAUCGAAUUUAUUAUUUGA